Molecule: messenger RNA, 1836 nt
Organism: Equus quagga
Lineage: Eukaryota; Metazoa; Chordata; Mammalia; Perissodactyla; Equidae
Gene: DOK3
Product: docking protein 3
Biological process (GO): positive regulation of MAPK cascade; cell surface receptor protein tyrosine kinase signaling pathway
Cellular component (GO): cytoplasm
Source: RefSeq, a predicted model, not a curated record
GGGUCGGAGCUCAUGACUAGGGAGUCAGCCUGCGGUCAGACACUUACACCCAGCUGACCCAGGUGCAGGCAAGGGUCAUUUGCCCUUAGGUGGUCCAAGGCCCUGCCAGCCCACGUGGGCACCUUGGGCAAGCUAGAACCCCAAGGAAAAAAUAUAUGAUGCUCACACCCCUAUCCCAGCUCCUUUACUGAAGACCAGGCUCCCCUCCCCCCUGCAGCUGCCUCUCUGGACAGAGGGAGGGGGAAGUGGCCAGAAGGGGAAGUGUGAGUUCCUCUCUGGCCUGUCACCACUCUCCUCAGGCCCUCGGAGUAGCGGCCUUGGGGCCGAGUUGCGGCCAUGGAGCCUGUGGAGACCCCUGUCAAGGACGGCAUCCUCUACCAGCAGCACGUCAAGUUCGGCAAGAAGUCCUGGCGGAAGGUAUGGGGUCUGCUGUAUGCAGGAGGCCCAUCAGGCGUGGCACGGCUGGAGAGCUGGGAGGUCCGGGACGGUGGCCUGGGGCCCGCGGGUGACAGGUCUGCAGGGCCUGGCCGGCGCGGGGAGCGGCGGGUCAUCCGCCUGGCUGACUGCGUGUCCGUGCUGCCGGCGGAUGGCGAGAGCUGCCCCCGGGACACUGGUGCCUUCCUGCUCACCACCACUGAGCGAAGCCACCUCCUGGCUGCACAGCACCGCCAGACGUGGAUGGACCCCAUCUGCCAACUGGCCUUCCCGGGCACAGGGGAGUGCCCCUCAGGAUCAGGGGAGGCAGAGGCUCCCAAGAGGGGCCUGGUCCCCAUGGAGGAGAACUCCAUCUACUCCUCCUGGCAGGAAGUGGGCGAGUUUCCAGUGGUGGUGCAGAGGACCGACACGGCCGCCCGCUGCCAGCUGAAGGGGCCCUACCUCCUGGUGCUGGGCCAAGACGCCAUCCAGCUGAGGGAGCCCACCAGCCCCCAGGCCCUCUACACCUGGCCCUACCGCUUCCUGCGCAAGUUUGGCGCCGACAAGGGCAUUUUCUCUUUCGAAGCUGGCCGCCGCUGUGACUCCGGCGAGGGCUUCUUCGCCUUCAGCAGCCCCCGAGCCCGCGACCUGUGCGGGGCCCUGGCGGCCGCCAUAGCCCGCCAGCGCGAGCGGCUGCCGGAGCUGGUGGGACCCCGGCCCUGCCCGCUGCCGCGGGCCACCUCCCUGCCCUCCCUGGACCCCCCGGGCGAGCUGCGCGAGGCGCCGCGGGGCCCCGAGCCGCCCAGCUCCUGGAAGGCGCGCCUGGCCGAGCCCGGGCCGCAGAGCCUGCCCCCGGUGCUGGGCCCCGCGCCGCCCCCCGAACCCGCGCUCUACGCGUCGGUGUGCAAGCGCGCCAGCGUGCCCCCGGGCGCCGCCGAGCACCUCUACGAGAACGUGGGCGUGCUGGAGGCCGGGCCGGCGCCUGAGCGCGCCCCCGGCGGCCGCAGCCCCCUGGCCAGCCCCGUCUACCACAACGACGAGGACCUGGGCUGGCCCGGCCCGGCCCACGACAGCAGCCUGGAGGCCCAGUACCGGCGGCUGCUGGAGCUGGACAACGACGACGACGACGGCGUCGGCGACGAGGCCGGGGGCUCUGGCCGGCCCUACACUCACACGGGCUUCAAGGCCAAGCUGGUGACACUGCUGAGCCGUGAGCGGAAGAAGGGCCCAGCCCCCUGCGACCGGCCCUGAACACCCUGCGUGGCAUGGGACAGGAGGGUGGACAGACAAUGGACAUCUGGGGACACAUCCUGCAUCCAUUCUGGUCUGUGGGGGCAACGCAAGCCACCAGGGGAGGACUCCUCCUGCGCCCUGCCGGCCCCCCAGUGUAUAGUGUACAGAUCUGCCAUAAUAAAGCCUUCA